Messenger RNA from Anolis sagrei ordinatus, 1028 nucleotides. RefSeq names its product retinol binding protein 4 (gene RBP4). The record is from RefSeq and is a predicted model, not a curated record. Gene Ontology annotation, biological process: retinol transport. Lineage: Eukaryota; Metazoa; Chordata; Lepidosauria; Squamata; Anolidae. Gene Ontology annotation, molecular function: retinol transmembrane transporter activity; retinol binding.
CUCAGGCUCCUUUCCCAUUUGUAGCAGAGCUUGGCUGCUGGGAUUUCCAGUGUCCCUUGACUGACAAGUAUCUUCUCGCUUUUUAUUUUUGAAUCCUCACUCUUUGGUGCAGAGGAACAAGAUGGGAAGCGUAAGGAAACUCCUUGCUUGGCUUGUGCUGGUGGCCCUGGCCCUAUUGAACAGCAAAUGCCAAGCACAACGCAACUGUCAAGUCAGCAAUUUCAAAGUGCAGGAAAAUUUCGACAAAACCCGAUAUGCUGGCCUUUGGUAUGCCGUGGCCAAGAAGGACCCUGAAGGAUUGUUUCUUCAGGAUAACAUCAUUGCCCAGUUUUUUGUGGAUGAAAAUGGGAAGAUGACUGCUACGGCCAGGGGAAGAGUCGAGCUCUUCAAUAACUGGGAGUUAUGUGCUGACAUGGUUGGCACUUUCACAGAGACAGAGGAUCCUGCCAAGUUCAAAAUGAAAUAUUGGGGCAUGGCGUCCUAUCUUCAGAAGGGAAAUGAUGACCACUGGGUAAUAGCCACAGAUUACGACACAUAUGCUCUACAUUAUUCUUGCCGUUUGGUCAAUGAUGAUGGCACCUGCGCUGACAGCUACUCCUUUGUGUUCUCUCGGGACGCGAACGGGUUGUCUCCGGAAGCGCAAAGAAUUGUCCGACAAAAGCAGACAGAAAUAUGCUUAGAGAGACAGUACAGGGUCAUUGUCCACAAUGGAUACUGCUCUUCUUAAGAAGAAUGUACUCGACGGGAGCCAUUACGUAGUUGUAAAAUGUAUAAACUGUUUUGUAGGAAGGCAUUCAAGGGGAUUCAUUUAGUGACUAUAUUUAUCUGAAUUGUGCCAUUUAUCCUGCCAGCAAGUCAGUGGAAUUUAAUAAAUGGAGAUUAUUUGAAUGGAAUACUGCUUGCAUUGCAAACACACUACCAGUGGAUUUCAAUUCAUAGUAUGUAAUCUGACACACAGACCAUUUACCUCCUUUUAAUAUUAAAGCUUGCACCUUAUUAAAAGUCUGCAAACUCUUAUGACUUUGAAA